UUUACUCAUAGAAAAAAAAUAUAACUUGAAAGAUUAAUAGUUUACUAGCAUUUAUUUCACUUGAAGACAAGCUCGUUUUACAAUUAAGAUAUAAUUCUACAUUACAUUCGUAUCCCUAAUAAUUUAUCGUCAAGACUAAAGGUGUGCAGUACGAUUUGAAGAAGUUUACAACAGAUAUAUAUAGUUCGAUCGAUACACGUGCGUUGAGAAGUAUACGAUUCUUCAUCGCAUUCGUAUCUCUAAAACCAUAUCGUCAGGACUAAAGGUGUGUAGUACGAUUUGAGUAAAUUUACAACAGUUAAUUAGUUCGAUCGAUACACGUGCGUUGAGAAGUAUACGAUUCUUCAUCGCAUUCGUAUCUCUAACACCAUAUUGUCAGGACUAAAGGUGUGUAGUACGAUUUGAAGAACUUUACAACAGUUAAUUAGUUCAAUCGAUACACGUGCGUUGAGAAGUAUACGAUUCUUCAUCGCAUUCGUAUCUCUAACACCAUAUUGUCAGGACUAAAGGUGUGUAGUACGAUUUGAAGAACUUUACAACAGUUAAUUAGUUCAAUCGAUACACGUGCGUUGAGAAGUAUACGAUUCUUCAUCGCAUUCGUAUCUCUAACACCAUAUUGUCAGGACUAAAGGUGUGUAGUACGAUUUGAAGAACUUUACAACAGUUAAUUAGUUCAAUCGAUACACGUGCGUUAAGAAGUAUACGAUUCUUCAUCGCAUUCGUAUCUCUAACACUAUAUUGUCAGGACUAAAGGUGUGUAGUACGAUUUGAAGAACUUUACAACAGUUAAUUAGUUCGAUCAAUGUACGUUCGUAGAAAAUUUAUCUGAAGCCGUUUACACAGCAAUUGUGCAGUCUCAUACCACAAUGGAACACUAUAACGUUAAAAAUGAUUGGCUUGAGUGCGUUGAAAGUCGUGAAAGUGAGGAAGUAUUCGUUACCACUGAAGAACAAUUGACCGGACUCUCAUACUUUGCAAAUCCAAAUCUUCAUGUAGGCUUCCAAUUAGACCCGGGCAUCCAAAAUUUGUUGUCAAUGUCUCGAACAGAGUUGGAGGAGUACAAUAUAGGUGAUGCCGUAAGAGAUCUAUGCUUGACACAUCAGUGGGACACAUGCAUCGACCACCAAAACGAAGACGUUCAAAAUGAAAGCAUAAUUGUCAUUUUGAAGUUGGCAAACAGAAUCUUUACAUCUUCUGUGCGUUCUGCGGAAUCAAUUAACGAGACGCUUCGUGAGUUAAUCAAUAUAUAUGACGUUGAGGGAAUUAUAUACGGCAUUGUUGAUCACGCUUUGCGCAAAACACUCAUGAAGGGUAAACAGUUCGUCAGUUAUAUGGUUAAUCAGCAUCAACUUGUUAUGUUAUUAAUGCCCCUGGCAAGAUCUGAUCUAGCAAGAAAAUAUCAGAACACCAUAAUUGAUAUUAUUUUUUUCAUUAUUGAGUACAAGGUUUCUGUGUCAAAAGAAGUGGACGAAUAUAUGGUAGCUUUAUUCAAGGCAAUAAUAAUCUAUGGGAACAAAGAGGUAGCUUUGAAAGUUUUAGAAAUUGUUGGUGAUUUUCUAAGCAAGCCACGUGUUUUAUUGACAAUAAUCAAAAUUGGACUAAUGAGUCAGGUCACUCUACUAUUUGCACACAGAACGAAUGUAGUCAAAGUCAAGGCAUUAAAGCUGAUUUCAAAGGUUACUGCUAAUAAAUACGUACAAGUUUAUCCGCAGUUGCUUCACAUCCCCAUUGUUUACGCUUAUGAGUUAUUGGUCCAUCCAAACAGAGAGAUACGCAAGUACUCCUUUCGUAUUCUAUUGAAUCUAACUUCUCUCAACAAUGGGGUUGUUGAAGCAAUUGCCGGCAGCUGUCUGAUACCACAAAUUUUGAAGGGCCUUAAUCAGCACUGUGUAGCGGUUAAACAUCUCGCAGCUAAAGUUAUAUAUAAUUUAACACGCUACAGUGGCGAAGCUGAUAUCAUAGUACUGAUUGAGCAGAACCAUAUUAUAGAAAACUUGUGCCGCUUCCUAACAUCGAAGGAUAAUGAACUACUAAUUCCGAUCUUAAAAGCAUUGAAGAACAUGUUAGAUAUGUGUGUGUAUGAAACAAGCUUUGAAUUGGAAUUGUUCAAUGGUUUUGAGACACUCUAUCGUCUGCAACGUAGUAAUGAUGCACGUGUUAGGGAAAUUGUCAAUUACAUUUUCGAGGAAUAUUUCUAUAAUUUCUAAUGCGGGCUUCAAGUCUGGUGUAUAGUUAUUGGUUAAUCAAAAAAAAUUUUCGGAACUAAAUUCAAAAGAAAACAAGUUUUUGCAAAUUAUAUACAUUUUUCCUUAAAAAUCAAAAUUUUUAUUGUAUGUAUAUUUGGUUGUUCAAAAUUCUUUGUAUAAAUUCAUGCAAUGUAUUUUAUUAAUUAAAUAUAAUCAGUUUAAAGGAAAUACAU
Molecule: messenger RNA, 2419 nt
Organism: Teleopsis dalmanni
Lineage: Eukaryota; Metazoa; Arthropoda; Insecta; Diptera; Diopsidae
Exons: 9
Coding region: 867-2207 (446 amino acids)
Biological process (GO): NLS-bearing protein import into nucleus
Cellular component (GO): nucleus
Molecular function (GO): nuclear import signal receptor activity
Source: RefSeq, a predicted model, not a curated record